AUGGAGAACGGACACCAAGCCAAGCAGCCGAUGCUCUGCCUCACAAUAUGUGCUUAUCGUAAAGGGGGAAUGGACGAGGAAGCGUACCGCAGCUAUAUGACAAAGGUCCACGCGCCAUUAGUCCAGGGCCUCAUGGUGAAGCACGGAAUUGAUAAGUUCAGCAUGACACACAAUCCGCUCUCUACCCGCUCUUUGAUGGGCAGGAUAUUUGAUCCUCAGUUCUCCAACAUGGCCGACUAUGACUGCAUUGUCCAGGUUCAGUUUCGCAAUAUCGAACAAUUCGUGGCGCUCAAGGAGGAUCCCUUGUACAAGCAAGCCGUCUUUGCGGACCACAACAAGUUCGCCGAUACCAACAGAUCAAAGAUGACCAUUGGUUGGGUGCAGGACUUUUUGCGAGAUGGAGCACUUGUGUGA
This is a messenger RNA of Microsporum canis CBS 113480, 414 nucleotides long. RefSeq lists its product as hypothetical. The record is from RefSeq and is a predicted model, not a curated record. Gene Ontology annotation, molecular function: oxidoreductase activity. Bases 1 to 414 code for a protein of 137 amino acids. Lineage: Eukaryota; Fungi; Ascomycota; Eurotiomycetes; Onygenales; Arthrodermataceae. The transcript is spliced from 3 exons.